AUGGUUAUAGCAAGUAUGGGAUUAUUGGAUUGUAAUCUUGGAACAACAGUGGCAUCAGAACUUGAUCAUUAUAAUACUGUUGUAAUGAACGAAUCUCAUGAACGUUCACUACAGACUAAUGUUUUAAUUGGUUUAUUAAGACAAGGUGAAUCAGAUGAAGCAUUGAAGUUACUUGAUUCAGAGGGAUCUGAAUCUGUCUCGAAUUCUGUUAAACAGGACUUAGGUUUAGGCUUUAACUUAUCGAUUAUCAUCCAUGAGUUAAGGCAAAUUACAAGUUGGAAGCAAUAG
This is a messenger RNA of Entrophospora sp. SA101, 288 nucleotides long. NCBI's taxonomy places the organism in Eukaryota, Fungi, Glomeromycota, Glomeromycetes, Entrophosporales, Entrophosporaceae. The record is from the annotation of a GenBank genome assembly.